Pygocentrus nattereri (red-bellied piranha) is the source of this 5050-nucleotide messenger RNA. RefSeq names its product cholinergic receptor, nicotinic, beta 2 (gene chrnb2). The transcript is spliced from 6 exons. Gene Ontology annotation, molecular function: acetylcholine-gated monoatomic cation-selective channel activity; transmembrane signaling receptor activity. The coding region runs from base 254 to 1891 and encodes 545 amino acids. Gene Ontology annotation, biological process: nervous system process; signal transduction; regulation of membrane potential. Lineage: Eukaryota; Metazoa; Chordata; Actinopteri; Characiformes; Serrasalmidae. The record is from RefSeq and is a predicted model, not a curated record. Gene Ontology annotation, cellular component: synapse; neuron projection; postsynaptic membrane.
UGAAGAACAACGACGUCGAACAUCCCUCCAUCUACCUGGUUUCCCCGUAAGCUCCUCUCUCUCUCUCUCUCUCUCUCUCUCUCUCUCUCUACCACUUCUCCCUUACCGAGCACACGGAGCAUGUGAAGACGUCACAGCGACCAACGACGAAGACGACGGAGAAAGCAACAAGCUAACACUGCUGGGGGUGCAUAAUCGUUCGUGUCCGUCUCGAUCCAUCUCACCAACUGAUGUCCUCCAAAAGCGGGCUACUAUGGCUCCACGGACGCUGCUCUGCCUCCUCCUGCUCGCCAUUGUGCAAAGUAGCCGAGGGGCUGACACAGAGGAACGGCUGGUGGAGCAUCUCCUAAACCCUGCCCACUACAACAAACUGAUCCGGCCAGCGACCAAUGGCUCAGAGCUGGUGACAGUGCAGCUAAUGGUGUCGUUGGCCCAGCUCAUCAGUGUGCAUGAGCGGGAGCAGAUCAUGACGACCAACGUCUGGCUCACUCAGGAAUGGCAGGAUUACCGUCUAACAUGGAUCCCAGAGGAGUUUGACGGCAUGAAGAAGGUCCGGCUGCCCUCCAAACACAUCUGGCUGCCAGAUGUUGUACUCUACAACAAUGCUGAUGGGAUGUACGAGGUGUCCUUCUACUCCAAUGCUGUAGUCUCCUAUGAUGGCAGCGUCUUCUGGCUUCCUCCAGCGAUCUACAAGAGCGCAUGCAAAAUUGAGGUGAAGCACUUCCCAUUCGACCAGCAGAACUGCACGCUCACCUUCCGGUCAUGGACCUACGACAGGACCGAAGUGGAUCUGGUGCUUCGAGCUGACGUGGCCAGCAUGGACGACUUCACGCCCAGCGGAGAGUGGGACAUCAUUGCCUUGCCAGGGCGUCGCAACGAAAACCCGUCGGAUCCCACCUACGUGGACAUCACCUAUGACUUUAUUAUCCGCCGCAAGCCACUCUUCUACACUAUCAACCUCAUUAUCCCUUGCGUUCUCAUCACAUCUCUGGCCAUUCUGGUCUUCUACUUGCCUUCUGACUGUGGUGAGAAGAUGACCCUGUGCAUCUCUGUCCUCCUGGCACUCACUGUCUUCCUGCUCCUUAUCUCCAAGAUUGUGCCCCCAACCUCACUGGACGUCCCACUGGUGGGCAAGUAUCUGAUGUUCACCAUGGUCCUGGUCACCUUCUCCAUUGUGACCAGCGUUUGUGUCUUAAACGUGCACCACCGCUCGCCCACUACCCACACCAUGCCGCCGUGGGUCAAGCUGGUCUUCCUGGACAAGCUGCCUGCCCUGCUUUUCAUGCGGCAGCCACGGAACAGCAGUGAGCGCCAGCGCCUUCGCCAGCGACGCCGAGCCAACGAGAGACGGGAGGGUGGCCGGGGUGGCCUCAUGGCCGGGCUGGGCCUGGGUGUCUCUUCUGAAAGUGGAGAGGCAUGUACAUGCUAUGUGAAUCGUGCCUCCGUCAAGCAGUUUGGAGGCGAACUGGGGGGAGGAGGUGGAGGAGGAAGUGGAGGGGGUUCCAUGGACGGUUUGAAUGGGCUGAGGGAGGGUGGGCGUGAGGGCAGGGAAGGGACCUCUACACCGCUGCAAAGCUCGGCACUGUCCCGGGGGAAGCAGCAACAACAACAGCAGCAGCAGCAGCCUCCCACAGCCCUCACACAGGCCCUGCUGGGGCAAGCCUGCCCAGGCUUUGAGGAAGCUGUGGAUGGGGUACGCUUCAUCGCCAACCAUAUGAAGAGUGAGGACGACGACCGCAGUGUGAGCGAGGACUGGAAAUAUGUUGCCAUGGUGAUCGACCGGCUCUUCCUCUGGAUCUUUGUCUUCGUUUGUGUCUUCGGCACGGUUGGGAUGUUCCUCCAGCCGCUCUUUCAGAACUCCUCCAAGGCGGUCAUCAACACGCCCGGCUGACUGCUUGGCCCCCAGGUGGAGAACUUUCGGACACUUUGCGGCCCCGUUGGAGGCUGGACGGACGAAGGGAGGAGAGAGGGCCUGCCCAGGGGGAGGGGGAUGGGGACUCUUUUUCGCGCUGGACUGCAGACUGCAGUUAUGAUCUGCUAGGUUUAUACAAUGACUUUUUGGAAUAUCUCAACACCAACAAUAACCAUGCGUGCAGUUUUGUUUUGUUUUUUUUUUUGUUUUUUUGUCCCUCUCUUCUCUCCAGACCUCCCUCUCUCCUCCCUUCAAGUGACAAACUGCACAAGACAGGAGAGAGAGAGAGAACACCACACUCUGCCAGCCAAUCAGCGUCAAGAUUGAGCCACCAUCACCCACAAAAGCCCUGCCUUCUGACAGCCACCGAGCUUUACGGCUUCCUCAAGAGACUCCUAACUGCUAAUUAUUGUAGGAGAGCCAGAGAAAGGUGAUCUUCCAACAGCUGUGCGAAGCCAUUUCUAUCUCCACUCAUUCAGAACAGAUUUGUUUCUCAUAGUAGAGGCCUGUCACACUUUUAGCGUCAUCGUUUCUGUGUGAUCACGCAAGCAAAUGGUCCUUUUUGGGCUUUGAUGCAGUAUAUAGUAUUCUAAUUAACAUAAUCAGAAUGUGAUCAAGUGUAACCACUAAUUACAAGACACAGAAAUUGAUAGUGAGGCAAUUUGAAAGGUGCAGUUGAAAGGAGCUGGGAAUUGAGCAAGGAAUAGCUGUUGCUACAUGCUAGAGGGUUUCUGGGUGAAAAAGAAGAGGCCCUGUCUAAGGUCUUAGGAGACGUUAUAGCAUGCUGGGUGAUUGAUCUAUGUUCUUUUGCUAAAUAGAGGCAACAUAGUGGUAGAAUCAACCAGAUCAGAUUUGCAUAAGUAGUUGUGAUGGAAAAAUGCAAGAGCGUCAGCAUUUUCCAGGACAAAAAUGCUUGGUUUUGUUACAGCUGUGAUAUGCAUAUCAGAUUUAUGCAGUUUUGCACUGCUUCUUGUAGGGCCUGACCGAUAUGACACUAAUACCGAUACCAAUAUUUAAGUUCUAAUUUUUGAUAACCAAUAUCUUUUUCUUUUUUUUGGACAAAAUUGAAGAAGACCAAUAGUAGUUUUAUUAAACAGUGCUUUACUGACUAAUAUGAUUGUAAUAACUCCAUAUAAAUGGUAAUUAUUAUAUAAAGUCCAAAAGUUUGGGCACCCCUGGUCAAAUUACACAUUUUGUUGAUUUUCCAUUUGAAAAUGAGAAUAUGCUCUAGACAGGGCACAUUUUAAGAGAGAAAAAAACAGCCUGUGCCAAAGUUAUGACACAUUUUGUAUUUAAUGUUUUAUUUUCUCUAUUUUAAGCAAAUACAUAGACGUUGUGCACUAAAAUUUGAAGAAAUAGCACGUCUGACAUUAUGUUUGGUUGGUGUUCAAAAUAUCACAUUUCUGAAUAUGGUUUUCCUCUAUAACCCUUAAGGAGUCUUUGAAAGAUUCAUGAUAAAAGCAGAUAAAUCCAUGGUACCUUAAUAUUGGCUGAUUGUAUUGGCCAAACAAUAAAUCGGUCAGGCCCUGCAUUCUUGCUCCCGUUUUCUUUCUUCACAUUAUUCUCUCCUCUCCACACAACUCCUUUUUUCUCCUCUGGUUCUACUCAUACAUCAUAUUUGUCCUAAUGCAGUGUGCAGCUCUAACCCAUGUUGCCAUGUGUUAUGAAUGAAUGUGUGAGCACAGACAGUGUGUUAUGGUCUCUGGUCGAUCUCAUUUGCAGUGUUGGGUAAAAAUACACUCCUGCCCUACGUUUGUACCAUAACCUUUUCCACACUGCUCUUGUCCUCUCCUUUCAACUGUUGUAGCUUCUCGCUUUAAUCUCCUCUUUACCCUUUGUCUCGAGUCCCUCCCUUAGAGAAAUAUCUUAGUACCUUUAUACUGAGUAUCAUAGUAUCUUUAUGAAUAUCAAUACAGCUGGCUAUGGACUAUGACCAGGGUUCCCACCGAAAUCUGGGCCACCUGCUUAUUAUUUCAUGCCACAUCAUUUGCAAAAACUGAAGCUAAAAUGAGGUUUGUGAUAUUGCUGAGGGCUGCAGUGAUUAUUUGACAAGGUGGAUUAGUCAUUUACCCCAUCCACAUCUAUCCAGAUAUCAAAUUAGCAAAGGACCGUUAAUCUGUGUUAAGUCACAUAAUGUGGUAUAUUUUGUGCCAGAGGUCAUCAGUCUUACCCAUAAAGAACCAAUGCAAGUUUCCAUUCUGGUCAAGUACACUAGAUUCUAUUAGUUGGUCUCAAACAAUUGGUGAGUUAUAUGAGGUGUGCUGUGGCUUAGUUGGAAUGGAAGCCUGCAGCCACACUGGCCCUUUGUGGAUAAAACCAGUGACCCUUGUUUUGCACAUCACAUUUUUUUCUAGAGUUGUUUGGCAUCAAUUUUUUUUUAGAUAUUAUGCCGCAAUGCUCAUGUGAGCAUUUUUCAAGUCAUUUUUGCCUUCUUAUCUGGGCGAAUUUUCAAAAAUAAAGCUUGGACAAUUUUUAAGAAAAAAAUUCUGAAAAAUAUCCAGAUGUUUGUGGACGAGGCCUUUAAAAACAUUCUAUAAUGCUCUGUAAUGUUCAUAUUACACAUGUUGUUACUCUGACAGAUUGCAAUACACCACAGGAAGCAUAGAGGGCGAUAUGGCUUCUGUUGAUAACAGAAGAAUUCUCUUGUUCCACAGAUUUUCAAUGAUGUGCCUGGGCAAAGUAAGUGGAAGUGGUAGAAACCGCAAUGGUUCGAUUAGACAAUUGAAUAUCGUAAAUGAACUGAUUAUAAAAAUAAUGGCUGCAGCUCUAGCUGACAGUAUUUUCAGAACGAGUCCACUGCUGUGUUCUUGGCUUUGAUAGGACUCUUGCUGUGAUUCAUCAUUGUCCCUCUGGUUCUCUGGCUGACGGUCCUGCACCAUGCAUCAUCACCGGAGGGAUUCAGGGCAAUCCAGCACAACUCCCUUAAAAGUAACCUUCCACUGACUAAGAAUGCCACUGUAAAACUCUCUGCUUUUAAAUCCCAGAAAAGGACAGAAGGAAGAAGGAGGUAUAUCUUGCCAAGAGACCUAAACGUGCACCCCUAUGCAUAUCUUGAACACACCCUCCUUACUCACAGCCUUCCUCUUCCUGACCCCUCACUUCACCUUAAUCUGUUCAAUAAAGGUUGGAGGUUCGUUA